Messenger RNA from Orbilia oligospora ATCC 24927, 1560 nucleotides. RefSeq lists its product as uncharacterized. Gene Ontology annotation, biological process: nuclear envelope organization. NCBI's taxonomy places the organism in Eukaryota, Fungi, Ascomycota, Orbiliomycetes, Orbiliales, Orbiliaceae. The transcript has a single exon. Gene Ontology annotation, molecular function: phosphoprotein phosphatase activity; protein phosphatase regulator activity. Gene Ontology annotation, cellular component: Nem1-Spo7 phosphatase complex. The coding region runs from base 1 to 1560 and encodes 519 amino acids. The record is from RefSeq and is a predicted model, not a curated record.
AUGGCCGACGAACCUUCCGAAUCCGACUCCAAUCUACCUCCCUCAAACGUCGGCACCGGCCAAGAAUCACGCCUCGACCAGAUCAUUAAAGGCACGCCCUCCGUCGGUUCAAAAGCCGCCCAAGUCGCAACCGCAUACGUUCAGACCCCUUCCAUCCAUGUCCCUCAUACCGCCGACUCUACUUCCUCUCUUUCAGCUGGCACGGGUUCCAGCAGCUCGUUCGCUGCCCAUGAUGCUGCAACCACGGUUACUUCUGCUGGUGCCCCGAGUUCUGCCCACCGUCCAACAAUUCCGAAUCCACUGGAUAACCACCCUACUUCCCCUCCGACAAUAUACCUAAACCUCAUCAUCCUCGAAGCCUCAUUACGGGCUCAAUACCAAAGACUCCAUUUACGUCGUCGAAAAUACACCGUCUUCCUUUUCCUUCUCUGUCUCUGGAUCGGGUACUUCUUCAACGCGGUUUACAUCGUCGGUCCAUCUCCAUACUCCAUAAUCUCCACCUUCCAAAACUUAUGUCUCCUCGGUGGCAUAGUAACAGGCCUUCUCUUCUGGAUGAGCGGCUUAUAUGCCAAAACAAUGAUAUGGCCGAGAAGAUUGGUGGGAAACGUGAAUAAAGGUCUUAGGAUGUUUAAUGUCAAACUCGUCGUCGUCAAUCGCAGCUUUUCGCAAAGAAUGAGGGAUUGGUCAGAGAUCGUGGCGAAACGACAUCCCCUCGGGUGGAUUUAUUCGGUUGGAUUGAAAAGAGUGCCCCCGCCGAGGAUGGUGCAUCAUGUGAGGGCUAGAGGACAUUCGAAUGCUAUGAGACCUGGUGGGAUUACUGGACUUAGAGCUGGACCCACUGUACCUGGAACCCCGGGGACACCCCCACCGAGGUCUGCGGCUGAUGUGGCAUUGGCGCAGAGGGCAUUGGGGAAUACUACGCGACAGCAACCUGUUAUACCGGAUGGAUUCGACCCAGACGAUUAUUUGGAAUCAGGAAUGAAUGUCAAACUGGUCAUACUUGCGAAACAUUUCUCAGCAGAUUUUAGGGAAGGAUGGGAAAUAUAUCGCAGCGAUUACUGGGAAAAAGAAAACGAACGACGAGCGGUAGAAGUUGAAGCUAUCAAAACUAGUAUUCUAGAAACAGGUUAUCUACCGCCGAUGAAUAGUCACGGCGUGAUUGUUGGCGCUGGAAUAUCAAGCUCCACACCCACCGGGCCAGUUUUUCCCGGAAUUAGCGGACGUCCGGCCAGAAAACCAUCCGUAUCCUCGGGAACAACGACUAGACCACGGGCUAGAAGCAGUGCGUCUCCACUUGGCCCCGAUUCCGAUGGUACAUUACGUGGGACACCGACAAAGGGGAGAUUACGGAUGGGUCAUAAAAAGAGCAGUUCGAGUCUACGGCAUCUGGGUGUUAUGGACGACAAUAUAGAGAAUGAAAAGGCCUCGAUGGACGUUAAGCUGAAACGACGGUCAUUGACAAGGUCGCCUGAGACUGAGAGUAGUUCGACGAGCACGUUGGAUGAUAGGGGGACACCUACACCUCCUCCCCCGCCGCCAACGUCGCCUCCUCCUACUUAA